UGGUGGACGUGGGACGCUGCAGUGGGUCUUUCUCUUCCGAGGACGCUCAGGUGGGCGUUGAGGGCCAGGACUCCCCUCGGCUGGGGGCCGUCGGGAGCAUUCCCUGCCUGAGCGGAGCGAGGAGAGGCUGGAUCCCAGGUCCUGGUGACAUCACGGGGCUAUUGCUGGCACAGAGCUGGAGAAGCUGGGGCUUGGUGACAGUGUGGACCUGCAUGUGUAUGAGAUUCCAGUCGAAUAUAAGACGGUCCAGAGGCUCAUUCCUGCCCUGUGGGAGAAGCACAGCCCACAGCUGGUGGUGCAUGUGGGGGUGUCGGGCAUGGCGACCACGGUCACACUGGAAAAGUGCGGGCAUAACAAGGGCUACAAGGGCCUGGAUAACUGCCGCUUCUGCCCCGGCUCCCAGUGCUGUGUGGAGGACGGACCUGAAAGCAUUGACUCCAUCAUCGACAUGGACGCUGUAUGUAAGAGGGUCACUACGCUGGGUCUGGAUGUGUCAGUGACCAUCUCACAAGAUGCUGGCAGGUACCUCUGCGACUUCACAUACUAUACCUCUCUGUACCAGAGCCAUGGCCGCUCAGCCUUUGUUCACGUGCCCCCGCUGGGCAAGCCGUACAACGCAGACCAGCUGGGCAGGGCGCUGCAGGCUAUCAUCGAGGAAAUGCUGGACGUCCUAGAGCAGUCAGAAGGCAAAAUCAACUGCUGCCACAAACACUGAGAGCUGUUCAGGCCUCCCAAGACCUCAUCCGACAAGGAAUCCAGGGAGGGACAUCCACCGCCAGGGCGUGGCCAGGAAGGACAAGCCCAUCGGCUGGGGGUCUGGUUUGGAUCAUUUAUUCCAGCUAUACUCCUUCUCGUCCUUUUUCUCGGCAAAAGCGCUGUCCAUUUGAAGGACACAGCUGAAGAUUUUUUAAAAUCUAGUCCCUUUGCAUCUGGGGACACAGCUGCAAUGGCUGGGAAGCCAGUGGGCUGUAAUUUCUGUAGAGAAUCCUAAUUGGGUGGAUUCUGCUCUGCGAUCCCAUGGCGGGGGCCACCUGUUCACCUGCUUUUCUAAGUCUGGUGCAAGGAUUCAGAGCUCCCUCCACCCAUAACUGCUUUUUUCCCAAACCGGAAAGCCUCUUGAAGAGUUUUUGCCCUGUUCCAUGUGCCAACACCCUGGACAGCCCAGGAGUGGGCUGCCUUCGCAUGUGGUAUGGGCUCUUUCCUUUCUUAUUCUCCUUUUAAAAACAGUAGUGCUAGUUUGGGCACAGAGUAAUUUAUAUUCCUUUGGUUAAAAUGCAGGCGUUAGCCAACAACAAAAGUGUCUUUUCUCUUUCCUGGGGUGCGGCCCCUUCUGCCUCCUGUCCCAUAAGCUGGAUGUACGUCUUGGAUCAGGAGCUGACGCGGAGUUGCCCUUCCUUGGGGCGGUCGGCAAGGCCGAGGGCCCGGCUGGGAGGGCCCAGGGAGGGCUGCUGCCCCCGGUGGUUGGAAUGGUUGUCUGAUAACUUUCAACUCCAGAGCUCUGAGCCGUACCGCAGGGCCUCCAGAGCAGGACCACUGGGGGAAGAGCAGACCUUGUCGUUUUAACACGCACAUGACUUAUUUUUUAAUAUGUAAAAAUCUGUAGCAGCUGCAAAGCUUCCUCACAUCUGGCCAGGGUUUUUGAAUUCUUGGUGCCGGGGCCCAGCUUCUUGUUUUCCUUAAGUAGGGGGGCCAAAAUAAGGCGUGGGGGUGGAGUUUGCCGAGCUCCACGCACGCAGCAGGUUUGAGCGGGGAUGUGGCAGGGAAACCAGUGGCCUUUUGUGUAGCCGCCAUUUGGAGACAGGCCCCGGACUCAGGAGUGCAUUUUUAUCUCACUUCCUGGCAACACUGAACUUCCCAUCCAGGGAUGAGAGUGAUAUCGCUCAGCAGGCGACUCAGCUGGACCUCAACAUCCAUCAGAAGGAGAGAAAGUGACCUCAGCCACGAAGCCACCUGAGGAAGGACACACAUUUUGGAGUGCUUUUAUUUUUUGGAGAAUGCGUGGUUUUACCGUUUCCCUGCGUAUGAAGCAUACUGGGAUCCAGUGCCUCUUGUCCCUUCCUGUUCCAGUGACUGGGAUGGUUCCUGCCUCUGCUGAGCUGCUCUGUCACUUGGGAAUCAGGCCAGUGGGUUUCUGAGUCAAACACAUUUUCUGAGUCCUGGGUUUUCUCUGGAAGGAGAAAAUGGACACAGAUGGUGGCUUGGGGUCAGUGGUUGGCAGUGGUUGUGGACUAUUGCCAGGAGGUUGAAGUCACUGGGAUUCUGCUCACCUGCCAUGCUAGCCCUCCCUAUGCUGGAAAUACCCCUUCUGCAUCUGCAGUCUCCUGCGAAAUCUGAGUGUGCAAUGUCAUUGUAUCCUCUUGUUCAGCUGGCUUCUUUGAGCAGAAGUUGUGAUUCUUUUGAACAUGGGGACCUGAAGACCCAGGGGUCCCUCAGAGGUCUUAUUCAGAGCAAGAGAUGAGGCUGCAUCUCACUCUCCUCCCCAAAGUUCUGAUGUGCAGGGCUCUGAGGAGGAACUGCACGUAAGCAAGAAGGAGAGGGACAUAGGGGAGUGGGGUGCCAGAGGUGAGUCAGGCCUGAGCUAAGCUGAGCACCUGCAGGAACCCAGACACGCCAUCCCCAAACCCUGCAGUUUCAUCUCUCUUUUGUCUUCAUUCCACCUUUCUGUUUGAAGCACCAUGUGGUUCGGCUGCUUAGAGAUUAAUUAUUGUCUGAGCAUUGUUGAGUGUGCGUGUGUCAUUUUUUUGUUCCUGUAAUGGUUUUAGAUUUUCUCAUCCAAUCAAACCAGAAUCCUGUCCUUGUCCAUGAUGUAGAGCAUUUAGCUCGUUUUUAUUUAAUCAGCCAUUAAACAUUUCAUCCACUC
This is a messenger RNA of Manis pentadactyla (Chinese pangolin), 2860 nucleotides long. It is a transcript of the gene PGPEP1, whose product is annotated as pyroglutamyl-peptidase I. Gene Ontology annotation, cellular component: cytosol. The coding region runs from base 317 to 715 and encodes 132 amino acids. Gene Ontology annotation, biological process: proteolysis. Lineage: Eukaryota; Metazoa; Chordata; Mammalia; Pholidota; Manidae. The transcript is spliced from 4 exons. Gene Ontology annotation, molecular function: pyroglutamyl-peptidase activity. The record is from RefSeq and is a predicted model, not a curated record.